This is a messenger RNA of Colossoma macropomum (tambaqui), 1547 nucleotides long. RefSeq names its product proteasome 26S subunit, ATPase 6 (gene psmc6). Gene Ontology annotation, biological process: positive regulation of RNA polymerase II transcription preinitiation complex assembly. The transcript has 14 exons. Gene Ontology annotation, molecular function: ATP binding; proteasome-activating activity; ATP hydrolysis activity. The record is from RefSeq and is a predicted model, not a curated record. The coding region runs from base 45 to 1214 and encodes 389 amino acids. NCBI's taxonomy places the organism in Eukaryota, Metazoa, Chordata, Actinopteri, Characiformes, Serrasalmidae. Gene Ontology annotation, cellular component: cytosolic proteasome complex; proteasome regulatory particle, base subcomplex.
UAAAGCUCUGCAGAUCUACAGCUCGGUCAGUAAAGCAGGAGAUCAUGGCUGACAGCCGGGAGAAAGGACUACAGGACUACAGAAAGAAAUUACUCGAGCACAAAGAGAUCGAUGGGCGUCUGAAGGAGUUGAGAGAGCAGCUGAAAGAGCUCACUAAACAGUAUGAGAAGUCUGAGAAUGACCUGAAGGCUCUGCAGAGUGUUGGUCAGAUCGUUGGCGAGGUACUCAAACAGCUGACGGAGGAGAAGUUUAUUGUUAAAGCUACCAAUGGCCCUCGCUAUGUGGUUGGCUGUCGCAGACAGCUGGACAAAACCAAGCUGAAGCCUGGAACCAGAGUGGCUCUGGAUAUGACCACCCUCACAAUCAUGAGGUAUUUGCCACGUGAGGUCGACCCACUGGUGUACAACAUGUCCCAUGAAGACCCAGGCAGUGUGUCCUACUCGGAGAUUGGUGGGCUGUCUGAGCAGAUCCGUGAACUCAGAGAGGUGAUCGAGCUGCCGCUGACCAACCCUGAGCUGUUCCAGAGGGUGGGCAUCAUCCCCCCGAAAGGCUGCCUGCUGUAUGGACCUCCAGGAACUGGAAAGACCCUUCUAGCAAGAGCUGUGGCCAGUCAGCUAGACUGCAAUUUCCUGAAGGUGGUGUCCAGCUCCAUCGUCGAUAAGUACAUUGGUGAGAGUGCCAGGCUGAUUAGAGAAAUGUUCAACUACGCUCGGGACCACCAGCCCUGCAUCAUCUUCAUGGAUGAGAUCGAUGCUAUCGGUGGUCGUCGUUUUUCUGAGGGAACAUCUGCAGAUAGAGAGAUCCAGAGGACACUCAUGGAGCUGUUGAACCAGAUGGAUGGAUUUGACACCCUGCACAGAGUGAAGAUGAUCAUGGCUACUAACCGUCCAGACACUCUGGACCCAGCGCUGCUGCGGCCCGGCAGACUGGACAGGAAGAUCCACAUUGAGCUGCCCAAUGAACAGGCUCGUCUGGACAUCCUGAAGAUCCAUUCGGGACCCAUCACCAAACACGGAGACAUAGAUUAUGAAGCCAUCGUCAAGCUCUCGGAUGGGUUCAAUGGCGCUGACCUGAGAAACGUCUGCACAGAGGCUGGUAUGUUUGCUAUCCGCGCAGACCGCGACUACGUCACUCAGGAAGAUUUUAUGAAGGCCGUACGGAAAGUGGCAGAUUCUAAGAAGCUGGAAUCCAAGCUGGAUUAUAAACCUGUAUAAAAUAUCAGUGUCAGAUUACAGGUGGUGGAUGUUUUGCUCAUGUUAAGAAGACCUUACGAUACUUUUUGUCACUCUCAGUUGCAGAAAACUUUUCUUUUUAUUAUGUUUUGUGAACUGUGACAGCCAGCAGCUCCCUCUGAUUGUUACUAUCAGGAUUUUACUAUCCCGUGAGCUCAGCUGUAGGGAAACGUGUGUGUUCCGUAGUCCAAACACAUCGACUAUUGGCCUCGUCUGUAAGCCUCCAACAUUUAAAUCAUACUACAACCCUCUAUGUCCCGAUUAUAAAGCGUUGUUCCUGCCUUGUUUAUCAAAUCAUUAAAGUUUGAUACUGAA